Hevea brasiliensis (rubber tree) is the source of this 3496-nucleotide messenger RNA. Its product is annotated as pentatricopeptide repeat-containing protein At5g43790. Bases 107 to 1906 code for a protein of 599 amino acids. NCBI's taxonomy places the organism in Eukaryota, Viridiplantae, Streptophyta, Magnoliopsida, Malpighiales, Euphorbiaceae. The record is from RefSeq and is a predicted model, not a curated record. The transcript has a single exon. Gene Ontology annotation, molecular function: zinc ion binding; protein binding; RNA binding. Gene Ontology annotation, biological process: RNA modification.
AUUUUCGGUCUGCGGAUCAGUUUUUUAGUUUUAUUCGCUCCUCCCCUUCGUUCUGCUCGUCCAUGGAAACAUAAAAUUACACCGUACGCGACGGUCCUUCCUGUCCAUGAAAUCUCCAAACCCAGUUUUCACUCACCCAAUACUGCAACUCCUACAAAAAUGCAGAACACUGGACACCCUCAAGCAAAUCCAUGCUCAAAUGAUAGCAACUGGUCUUACCCUCCACACAUACCCUCUUAGUAGACUCCUCCUCUUCUCCUCCACCCUUAACAUAACCUAUACUCUUUCUGUUUUUAACCAAAUACCAAACUCAACAAUAUUCCUCUUCAACACUCUCAUUUCCUCCCUCGUCAAUCAAAAACACCAUACCCACAUUGCCUUCUCUCUCUAUCGCCGUAUUCUGUCUCACAAGACUGUUAAACCCAAUAGUUACACCUAUCCAUCUCUAUUCAAAGCUUGUGGGUUACACCCGUGGGUCCAUCAUGGCUUAGCCCUCCACACCCAUGUGUUGAAAUUCCUUGAACCCACUUAUGAUCACUUUGUUCAGGCCUCUUUGCUAAAUUACUAUGCGAAUUCUGGCAAGUUAGGUGUGGCUAGAUAUUUGUUCGAUCAAAUUAGCAAACCUGAUUUAGCCACUUGGAAUUCUAUUUUGGCUGCUUAUGCAAGUAAUGCUAGCGAUAUCUCUGCUUAUAAUGGCAGAAGUGGUAGUGAAGAUGUUACUAGUUUGUCAGUAGAGACGUUAUACUUGUUCAAUGAGAUGCUAUAUUCCUUAGUUAGGCCUAAUGAAGUUACCCUUGUAGCUCUAAUUAGUGCUUGUGCUAAUUUGGGUGCUCUUUGUUUAGGCGCGUGGGCACAUGCAUAUAUACUAAAGAACAAUCUUAGAUUGAAUCGCUAUGUGGGUACGGCUUUUAUUGGGAUGUAUUCAAAAUGUGGAUGUAUAGGUUUAGCAUAUCAAUUGUUUGAUCGAUUGUCUCAAAGGGAUACAUCGUGUUACAAUUCGAUGAUUGGGGGUUUAGCAAUUCAUGGUUAUGGGCACAGAGCGCUAGACCUUUAUGAGAAAAUGAAACGUGAGGGUCUAGCUCCUGAUCACAUAACAUUUGUAGUCACAAUGUGUGCUUGCUCGCAUAUUGGCUCAGUAGAUGAAGGUUGCAAAAUCUUUGAUUCUAUAAAAGAGAUUUAUGGUAUUGAGCCUACACUUGAGCAUUAUGGAUGCGUAAUUGAUCUUCUAGGUCGAGCCGGGCAACUCACAGAAGCUGAAGAAAAGAUGAGGAACAUGCCGAUGAAACCAAAUGCAAUAUUAUGGAGAUCUUUACUUGGGGCAGCAAGAGUUCAUGGGAAUUUGGAGAUAGGAGAGGUUGCACUUAAGCAUCUAAUGGAACUAGAACCAGAAACUAGUGGCAACUAUGUGCUUUUGUCAAAUAUGUAUGCAGGCAUUAAUAAAUGGGAAGAUGUGAAGAAAAUUAGGAAAUUGAUGAAAGAUCAGGGGAUCAUUAAAAUUCCUGGAAGUAGUUUAGUUGAGAUGGGCGGUGCAAUGCAUGAGUUCAUCACAGGUGACAAAACACACCCACUUUCAGAAGAGAUUUAUUUGAAGCUUGAAGAGAUAAAUAGAAGGUUACAAGAAUAUGGUCAUAAGCCAAGAAUCAAAGAAGUGUUAUUUGACAUAGAGGAGGAAGAGAAAGAAGAUGCCUUGUCAUACCAUAGUGAAAGGCUAGCAAUUGCAUUUGCUCUUAUUGCAGCUGACUCCAGUGCUCCUAUUAGAAUAAUAAAGAAUCUUCGUAUCUGUGGUGAUUGCCAUGCAAGUACUAAGCUUAUAUCAAUGAUAUAUGGGAGACAGAUAAUAGUAAGGGAUAGAAAUAGAUUUCAUCAUUUUAAUGAUGGUACUUGUUCUUGUCUGGAUUAUUGGUAACACUAGGUUAAUUACCUUGCAAAUGUGAAAUUACUUGCCUGUUCAUUAUUGGUAAGGUUACAAGAUAGGAAGGUUAUAAUUAAUGAAAUCAAAUUCAAGGCAGCUACGCUAACCAGCUGAAGGCAGGUACAAAUCCUCAGGACUCGUAAUAAUUUUCAUUACAAUACAUUUUUUAUUGUGUAGUCCAUGGGUAAACUUUCAUUUUCUAGCAAAUAUCAUUUCUGAUUUGGUUUAGGCUACAUUAUAAUCAGGUGAAUUUUUUUGCAAUUUCUUGAUCUUGACAUGUGUUUCAAGUUGUGUCCCUUUUUUGCCCACUCUCUGUAAAUUAACAUUAUAAGCAUUGAAGGAAUAAAAAAAAAUAUUUAUAUACAGCUUUCAAGCAAUAGGGUUGGGAUAAAAGCUUGAUUUUGCAUUAGUUAGAAAGUAGAAAAGUAGAUGUUGAAAUAGAUUCAUUAAGUGAGGGAGAUAUGGUCCAACCAAUGGCCAUACUAAUUGGUGAUUAGGAACUUCUGGCUAAGCACCAUGGAUUAUCCAGAAUGCUCUAAUUUUGGAAUUGUUCAGGCGGCUAACGCAUUGCAGUCUCUCUGUAUAGCUCUUUUGAUUAUUUCAAUUGUACAUAUAUUUUAAUUUAUACUGCAUGAAUCUUAUAAUAAAAGCUACUUAAUACACAUUAUGCAUAUGUUAAUGUUUAUUAAUGCAUUUUUUAAAUUAUUUAUAGUUUUAAUAUAGCGUACAGUGCCUUUUGUUGCGUAAAUGCCUAUGUCAGAUUAGCACUAAUCUAAUUUAGUUUUGAUGACUUAAGAUAUUUGCCUCUUAAUUGUCUUUGACUCUUCAAUAACGACAAUUGCCAAUAAGAAUAGAAAACACAUAAAAGUAGGAAAAAAAUUUUGCCUUUGAAUCUGGACUGAAAAAUGGGUAGAAUUCAAUUUAAUUGAAGAGCUGGACAGCUUUGAAAGAGAAAAUGUCAAUUUUUAUUGCUUUUUUCUAUGUAAAUAGAAAUUAUUUGGGUGUAUCUUUGAAUUCCAACGAUGAAGAUUCCUGGAACCUCAAAGCGAAAUUGCCAAUUGACCAAAGCCACAUAUUAAACAUUUUAAAUAGCUUCCUUUCUGUACUAAAGCCUUUUGAAAAUUCUACGGUGUCUUGUCAUAUUACUUUAUUAACCCUUUUCUUUUAUGGGUUUGAGAGGCUUGCGCGCCGGCGACGUGCCAUAUAUAAAGCUAAGAAGGGCAAAAUAAAGAAGUGAAAAGGAAAAAGAGAAUAAGGUGUCCAGAUUCAUCCUCCGAAAUUGCCCAUUUACACCAGCCCAUCCCCUAUAAAUUCUGUCACCGUCUCCCACUGGUACUUGCAGAAGAUCACUUCUCAGCUCUCACCAACGUCAUUUGACAAACCUUAAUUUCAUUAUCCUAAAAAGACUUUUUUUUUUCUAUUAUUAAACGCCUAUCCUACAAAACCAAACUACCACUAAAAAAAAAAAAAAAAAAAAACACCAACCGGGGAGCCCUUCUUCUGGUUCUCCUCUCUUCCAUCAAUGGCUUCCCUGACCAACCUCUUCACCAAAACCACUUUUCCAUCUCACUCCCUUUCCAAAUC